UAAGUGUUAUUUGUUUAUAAAUAGUUUGGUUUCUCAUUUUUCGAAUAACAAACAACUUCCACCUAAUUGACCAACCAAGAUACAUUCUCUGCUAGAAUGGACAAGCAAGAAGAGAGUUGUUCGUCUUUCGACUUUCCAACAAUUGAUCAGUGUGAGUCCAUUGGACGCGAUAAACAAACGGUGGUGGCAGACAUGGACGGAACUUUGAUUCGAGGAAGGAGCUCGUUUCCGUAUUUUGCCCUUGUGGCAUUCGAAGUUGGUGGAGCUCUGAGGCUCUUAUUCUUGUUGUUGGCUUCUCCAUUAGCUGGACUGCUGUACUACAACAUUUCUGAGUCUGCUGGCAUUCAGGUUCUCAUUUUUGCUACUUUUUGUGGCAUGAAAGUGUCGGAGAUAGAGGCGGUGGCACGGGCAGUUCUGCCAAAAUUUUACUCUGCAGACUUGCACCCGGAAUCCUGGCGUGUGUUUUCUUCCUGUGGAACAAGAUAUGUGUUGACAGCGAAUCCGAGGAUCAUGGUGGAGGGAUUCUUGAAGGAGUAUUUAGGUGCUGAUGUUGUACUGGGAACUGAAAUUGAAACAUUUAGAGGGCGUGCCACGGGUUUUUUGACUAGCCCUGGAGUGCUGGUCGGCAAGAACAAGGCCUUGGCCCUGCAAAAGGCUUUUAGUGACACUGGAGCACCAGAUAUCGGACUUGGAGAUCGAAAGACUGAUUUCCCUUUCAUGAAACUUUGCAAGGAAAGCUAUGUGGUUCCAGCACAUCCACAAGUUGAAGCUGUGACACAUGACAAGCUACCGAAGCCUAUAAUAUUUCAUGACGGGCGUUUAGUGAAAAAACCAACUCCCCUCACAGCCCUCCUCAUCCUCUUCUGGAUCCCAGUCGGCUUCAUCCUAGCAUGCAUGCGCAUAGCAGCCGGUGCACUCCUCCCCAUGUCCCUGGUCUACUACGCUUUCCGAGCCCUCGGAGUCCGUGUCACGAUCAAAGGCACUCCCCCACCAACGGCUCAAAAUUCCACCAACCAAACUGGCAACUUAUUUAUAUGCUCCCACCGAACCCUUCUUGACCCCAUCUUUCUCUCUGCUGCCCUCGGCCGCCCUAUCCCUGCCGUCACCUACUCCCUCUCCAGGCUCUCAGAAAUCAUCUCUCCAAUCAAAACCGUCCGCCUCAGCCGCGACAGAGUCACGGAUGCCAGCAUGAUCAAGAAACUCUUACAAAAGGGUGAUCUUGUACUAUGUCCCGAAGGGACUACAUGUAGAGAACCAUUUUUGCUUAGAUUUUCAGCUUUAUUUGCUGAGUUAACCGACGAGCUCGUUCCCGUGGCAAUGUCAAAUCGAAUGAGCAUGUUUCAUGGAACCACCGCAAGGGGGUGGAAGGGGAUGGACCCCUUCUAUUUCUUUAUGAACCCUAGCCCUGCAUAUGAAGUUACUUUUUUAAAUAAGUUGCCCAAGGAACUUACUUGUGGCACAGGUCAAUCAAGCCAUGUUGUUGCCAAUUAUAUACAGAGGACCAUCGCUUCCACACUGUCUUAUGAGUGUACCAAUUUUACCAGGAAAGAUAAGUACAGGGCGUUGGCAGGGAACGAUGGUAUAGUUGCUAGAUGAUAUAAUAUGUAUUUACAUAAUUACGCUUACAGUUCUAGUUGUUAUACAAUCUGAAAUAUCAGCCUAGUUUUCGAUUU
Messenger RNA from Daucus carota subsp. sativus, 1673 nucleotides. RefSeq names its product glycerol-3-phosphate acyltransferase RAM2. Gene Ontology annotation, biological process: cutin biosynthetic process. Gene Ontology annotation, molecular function: phosphatase activity; glycerol-3-phosphate 2-O-acyltransferase activity. Gene Ontology annotation, cellular component: membrane. Lineage: Eukaryota; Viridiplantae; Streptophyta; Magnoliopsida; Apiales; Apiaceae. Bases 97 to 1596 code for a protein of 499 amino acids. The record is from RefSeq and is a predicted model, not a curated record. The transcript has 2 exons.